This is a messenger RNA of Scaptodrosophila lebanonensis, 633 nucleotides long. It is a transcript of the gene Cpr64Aa, whose product is annotated as larval cuticle protein A2B. Lineage: Eukaryota; Metazoa; Arthropoda; Insecta; Diptera; Drosophilidae. Bases 1 to 633 code for a protein of 210 amino acids. Gene Ontology annotation, cellular component: extracellular matrix. The record is from RefSeq and is a predicted model, not a curated record. The transcript is spliced from 2 exons.
AUGGCACAAAAGGUGAUUCUGGUCUUUAGCGCCCUGGUGGCGAUGGCCGUGGGUGUCGUGGUCCCCGGACCUGGACUCGCAUAUCCCGGACACGGACUUGCACUGCCCGGAUUGCCGGGAUUACCAGCUUAUCCUGCGCUGCCAGCAUUGGGAGCGCCAUUGGCUAAAAUUGCGGCGCCAGUUUAUCCUGCGCUGACCAAAAUUGCUGCCCCACUAGCUGUUGCCAAGGUAGCUGCUCCCGAGCCAUACGAUCCGAAUCCACAAUAUAGUUUCAGCUACGAUGUGCAUGAUGGUUCAACGGGCGAUGUGAAGAGUCAGCAGGAGACACGCAGUGGAGACGUGGUCCAGGGUGCCUAUUCUUUGAUCGAAGCCGAUGGCACCCGCCGCAUUGUGGAGUACACGGCUGAUCCGGUGCAUGGUUUCAACGCUGUUGUGCAUCGCGAGGGCGCAGUCGUUAAGGCUGUUGCGCCUGUGGCUAAGGUUCUGGCUCCUGCUCCACUGCUGCACGGUCCUGUGGUUGCCAAGCUUCCCGCCCUGGGACCAGUUUUGCCACAUGGCUUGGGACCGGCACUGGCGCCUGCUUACCCCGGGCUUGCAAGGCUUCCCGCUCUCUCGCCUCUGGCGUAUCACUAA